CACACACUACAUUUUAUACACUCCUUUACUUUACCUCUGCAAAAAAACAUCAAAUGGCUCAGCUUAAUCUUAUACUUGUCUCGUUACUCUUCUUAACUCUCUUUCUUCAUUCACGUCCUACUCAUGCCCAAUUAAGUAGACACCACUACAAGAAUUCUUGUCCCAAUGUUGAAAACAUUGUCAGAGAAGCUGUCAAAAAGAAAUUUCAUCAAACAUUUACAACAGUUCCUGCCACUCUACGUCUCUUCUUCCAUGACUGCUUUGUUCAGGGUUGUGAUGGUUCUAUUCUUGUAUCUUCAACGCCACAUAAUAGAGCAGAGAGGGAUCACCCUGAUAAUCUUUCAUUGGCUGGAGAUGGAUUUGACACAGUUAUACAAGCCAAAGCAGCUGUGGACGCUGUUCCUCUUUGCCAGAAUAAAGUUUCUUGUGCUGAUAUUCUUGCUAUGGCAACUCGUGAUGUUAUUGCGUUGGCAGGAGGACCUUACUAUGAGGUAGAAUUGGGAAGAUUUGAUGGGCUAAGAUCUAAAGAUUCUGAUGUUAAUGGAAAACUUCCUGAGCCUGGAUUCAACUUGAACCAGCUUAAUACAUUGUUUAAACACCACGGGCUUACACAAACAGAAAUGAUUGCACUUUCAGGUGCUCACACUGUUGGAUUCUCACAUUGCAACAAAUUCACCAAUAGAGUGUAUAAUUUCAAGACAACGAGUCGAGUAGACCCUACAUUAGACUUAAAAUACGCAGCACAGUUAAAAUCAAUGUGCCCAAGGAAUGUGGAUCCAAGGGUUGCAGUUGAUAUGGACCCAGUUACUCCACAUGCUUUCGAUAAUGUCUAUUUCAAGAAUCUACAAAAGGGGAAGGGUUUAUUCACCUCAGACCAAGUCCUCUUCACGGAUUCAAGAUCCAAAGCUGCAGUAAAUGCUUUUGCUAGUAGUAACAAAAUAUUUCAUGCUAAUUUUGUUGCUGCCAUGACCAAAUUGGGUCGAGUUGGUGUCAAGAAUUCACACAAUGGGAACAUUCGUACGGAUUGUUCUGUGAUUUAAUUCAUAUCAAAUUGGAAUGUUGUGGUCCUUGUGGAUGACAAAUUAUCUUAUUGGAAUGCAUUUCAUGUAUAUUUAUCUCCUGUUUUGCAUAAAAUAAUAAGAACAUUAUGUUCCAAAAGUACA
Medicago truncatula (barrel medic) is the source of this 1163-nucleotide messenger RNA. RefSeq names its product peroxidase 51. Gene Ontology annotation, molecular function: peroxidase activity; heme binding. The record is from RefSeq and is a predicted model, not a curated record. The transcript is spliced from 4 exons. NCBI's taxonomy places the organism in Eukaryota, Viridiplantae, Streptophyta, Magnoliopsida, Fabales, Fabaceae. Gene Ontology annotation, biological process: hydrogen peroxide catabolic process; response to oxidative stress. The coding region runs from base 54 to 1040 and encodes 328 amino acids.